AUGUCGAAAUUCCUCCUUUCGAUGCUCGAGAGCCGCGCCUUUUGGUGGGACAUCAUACGCUACAACAAGGGACGCUUCACCGUGCUGGUCCUGAUCCUCGGAGAGACUGGAUACAACAAGGCUCGCGGCGGGCAGCAGCCAGAUCCAGCGGCCACGGCGGCAAAGCGGACGCCGCAGAUUUACAUCACCGCGCCGCAGCCGGAGACGGCUGCCUCUCUGGGCGAGAUUGCUCGGAGAAAGCGCGCCGCGUCGAGAGCCGUCUCUGACCCGCUCUCGCAGUACAGCCACGCGAUGCUGGCCUCGUACCGCGGCUCGGGGUGUGGCGGCGGCGACGACAGGCCUCGGUCGGAGCGUGCUUGA
Molecule: messenger RNA, 360 nt
Organism: Emiliania huxleyi CCMP1516
Lineage: Eukaryota; Haptophyta; Isochrysidales; Noelaerhabdaceae
Exons: 1
Coding region: 1-360 (119 amino acids)
Source: RefSeq, a predicted model, not a curated record